Messenger RNA from Paramecium primaurelia, 727 nucleotides. NCBI's taxonomy places the organism in Eukaryota, Ciliophora, Oligohymenophorea, Peniculida, Parameciidae. The record is from the annotation of a GenBank genome assembly.
AUGAUAUAAAGAAUAUAAGAUUAUAGAAGAGAUUCUUCCAAUUUCAAAAUUAAUAAAGGUAAUUGAUAAAUUUUAAUAUUUAAGAAAGUACUUAAAAUAAAUUAAUUAGAUCUUUUUAAAAAUGAUUUGAAUUAAGCAAAUUCGAAGAUAAAAUAGAACUUUUCACAGAACAAGAUUAAAUUAGUUUAAAUAAUUGUGAUAUAUUUAUAAAUUAUAUUUAUAAAUUUAGUUAACAAACUUGAUGUCGAAUACAAAUAUGAAUAAACCAAUGUAAUAAAGUGAUGGAGAUGAAAUAUUCUUUCAUAUUUAAAAUAAUGCAGAGCAAUACAACAUUUAAUCAGCAGAUGAAAAAAAUUAAAACAUUAAAAUGAUUCCUGAUCAAGUUAUAGAAUCAUAGACAACAAAACCAAAACCAUUGACAUUUGAUCAAAUAAAAUUGGUUUCAUCCACUUAAGUUAGUGGUGAUGGACAUGUUAAAUCAGUAAGAGUGUAAUGUCCAUAAUGCAAAUAAAAAGUAUUAUAAUUCAUAUUCUAGGUUGAUACUGUGAUUAUUCGCAAGCCAGGAACUUAAACAUAUCUUGCAUCAUGUAUUCUUUUGCUUUGCUCAUUUGGUUUAGUAUGCGUUUCUUGUUUACCUUGUAUAAUUGAUGAUUGCAAGGAUGUUUUACAUUCAUGUCCUCAAUGUAAAAGUCCAUUGGGAAAGACAUAAUUUAAGAUUUUAGAUUGA